Messenger RNA from Magallana angulata, 3285 nucleotides. RefSeq names its product neprilysin-1-like. Gene Ontology annotation, cellular component: plasma membrane. Bases 258 to 2612 code for a protein of 784 amino acids. The record is from RefSeq and is a predicted model, not a curated record. The transcript has 23 exons. Gene Ontology annotation, biological process: protein processing. Gene Ontology annotation, molecular function: metalloendopeptidase activity. Lineage: Eukaryota; Metazoa; Mollusca; Bivalvia; Ostreida; Ostreidae.
GCCUGAUUGCGGAAUACGUUACACUUGUUUUCGAGAGUGAGAUCUGGAUGCAUGUUUGUACCCACUGAGUGCGCAGUGGUAGCAAGACAGUUAGGGACUGCAGGUCAAAGACACUGUAGUGAGUCGCACGGUUGAUGUGACACGCUCUUUAGUCUUCACUGUCCGUUUUAACGCGUCCCUGUCACAUUCUUUCUCCCUCCCCUAGACCUUGAAUCGAUCGCGUGUCGAUGCCCAGCACUGUCCGCAAACAGACCUAAAUGGCUAUGUCUACCAGCAAACAGAAUCUGACGGCUUCGACGCUGACCAUUUCGGAAAAUGAUGUUCAUGUUGGUAUCAAAGACUCGAGGAAGGAGUCCAGAUCGAACGGGAUUUAUUGUGUACUGAUAUUGGCUCUGGCCGCCAUUAUAGCCGUCUCUGUGGCCUUGGCGGUUGUUGUCAUUAGAAAUGAAGAAAACGACAACGAUUCGUCUCAAAAAGCAGAGACGGGGGCCAACAUGCAGACACCCCACGCCUUACCCUCCACAACAACCGACCCCAACAUCAUCACUUCCACCCGGGAAGUUUGUAACUCUCCUGAGUGUGUUCGAGCAGCAUCGAGUUUACUCAAUUCUAUAGACCCCAAAGCAGACCCGUGUAACAAUUUCUUCCAGUUUGCGUGCGGAAUGUGGCGGAAGAGGCAAGUGAUACCGGAAGACAAGUCCAUCACAGGUGUAUUUUACCAGGUGGAUGAUUCCGUGGAUAUCAUCCUUAAAUAUUUAUUGGAGAAGGAGAUAGAAGACACUGACAUUGAAGCUGUGAGGAGAGCCAAGAGGUUGUACCGGUCGUGCGUUGAUCUAGAUGCUAUAGAGAAAGACAACUUCACUUCAGCAAAAAGAUUGAUAAAAGAACUCGGUGGUUGGCCCGUAUUGAGCGCGGACUGGAAAGAAGACACGUUCAAUCUAAUUGGACUUUUGGAAAAAGUUAGGCUUUACACGAAUAGUCCACCUCUGAUGGACAUGUACGUGUAUGAUGAUUCAAAGAAUCCGACAAGAAAUAUUCUCUAUAUCGACCAGCCUCAGCUUGGAUUACCAGAUAGGGAGUACUUCCUGAGGGGUAGGAAUGACCGGAAGUUACUGGCAUAUCAAAAAUACGCUCAGGAAAUGGCGGUCAUUUUCGGAGCCGAGGAAUCAACAGCUUCCGAAGAUAUGAAAGACGUUGUAGAUUAUGAAAUUGAAAUUGCAAACUCCACCAUGCCAUCCGACGAGAGACGUGACGAUGAGAAGUUGUACCACAAAAUGACGAUAGGAGAGCUACAGACCAAGUACCCCAAUUUUCAAUGGCUAGCAUAUUUUCAAGCCACGCUAAGCCGUGACGAUCUCAACAUUAGCGUGGAUAGUUCGACCCCUGUGAUUAACAGAAACCCGGAUUAUAUGGAAAAAAUUGUCAACAAACUAAACACAGAGAAUAAAAGAAUUAUACAAAACUACGUCAUUUGGAGAACUAUGAAAUCGAUAAGUGGAGCUUUACCUUCAAGUGUGAGAGAUGCAUACGGAACAUACAGAGAGGCACUGAUUGGAUCUUCAGUACAACCCCCUCGCUGGAAGACCUGUGUGGGCGAUGUUAACAGUAAGGUAGGACUGGCCGUGGGGAAACCCUUCCUGGAGGAGACUUUUGACAGCCAGGCAAAAUACAAGGCAGAUGAAAUGAUAGAAAAUUUGCGGUCAGCGAUGAAAGAUUUAUUAAGGAAGAAUGAAUGGAUGGACAAGGAAACCAUAGCCAGGGCUAUACAGAAGGCAGACCAAGUGCAGUCAAGAAUCGGGUACCCGUCAACAGUUAAAAAUGACACGUUUCUGAACGAGAGGUAUAAGGAUUAUGAGUUUGGUGAGACAAAUUAUUUUGACAACGUCUUUGUGUACUCCAAACUUCAAACGAAGGAGAACCUCCAAGAGCUGCCAAAACCGGUGGACAGAAACAAAUGGGAGACGCCCCCGGCCACGGUCAACGCCUACUACAACCCUGCCAGGAAUCAGAUAAUGUUUCCAGCCGGAAUACUUCAGCCACCAUUUUACAAAAACGGAUAUCCUCAGUACCUUAAUUAUGGUGGAAUUGGCUACGUCAUAGGUCAUGAGAUUACGCACGGUUUUGAUGACAGUGGGCGCCAGUAUGAUGGAACUGGAAAUCUUCAGCAAUGGUGGACCAAUGCAUCCGUCACAAACUUUAAGGAGAGGGCGGACUGUAUGACCAACCAGUAUAGUAGUUAUACAGUGGAAGAGGCAGGGAAAAAGCUGAAUGGCAAACUGACGUUAGGUGAGAAUAUCGCAGAUAAUGGUGGACUAAAGGAGAGCUGGCUGGCUUACGAAAAAUGGUUACAGUCUUCGAGAAAGGGGAAACCUGAGCCAUUCUUACCUGGUCUUGACUACACCCCCAAACAGCUAUUCUACCUAAACGCUGCACAUGUGUGGUGUGGUUUGGUGCGACCUGACGAGGCAGCUCGUAGAAUCCUCACGGACCCUCACGGGAAUUUUAAAUCCCGAGUUAUCGGACCUCUACAAAACAACGAAGAGUUCAGCAAAGCGUUUAACUGUGCGGUGGGAAGUUAUAUGAAUCCAAGAAACAAAUGCAUUGUAUGGUAAAACGAGGGCUUCCUGUGCAGUAUUUGCAAUGAAUUCCAGAAUACAUGUUUUUGUAAUUGUUUAUAUGUGAUUUUUUUUCAUUAUGUAAAUCACGGCAUUGAAUGCCAAUAUAUACAUGUAUAUACGUAUCAUUCUUUAGUAUAAUUAUACACGCAUGUCUUGGUUUUUCUAAUGACAAUAUAAGGUCCUUCUUGUAAAACUUAAUAUUAUCUUUUGAUCCAGUAGAGGUAUACAUGUACAUUGCUAAUAUCAGAUCCCCCUUAUUAUAAUACAAUGAAGACAUUUUCAUGUAAAUAACGGGUAUUGUUACUGUAUUAAUUUUAUAAAAUGGAUUAUGUAAUUGUAUUUAAUUGUUUUUUUAUAAUGUGUAAUUUAUCCUGAUUUAGUUGAUGUUUAAUCUCUAAAUUGCUAUUUUAACGGCAAUUUGAAAAAAAAAAACUUGUUUUGAUAUUUAAAUCUAUAUUUCCAUUUCUUAUGUCUAUGCUAUAUUUUUAUUUUUAAGUAGUCUUGUAUCAUAAUGAUUCAGCAACUACAGAACCCCAAGAAGUUUUCAUUUUAUUUGUGAUAUCAUAACUAAGCUGUUUGAUCUGCUUUUAUAAUCUACAAUGUUAAUGUAGUAUAAUCUUCAAAUAACAUAAUUAUCUUAGAAAAAUAAAUCUUUUACCAAACUACA